AGAGAGAGAGAGAGAAGAGAGAGAGAGAGGGAAAGAGAGAGAGAGAGAGAGACUGGAAGGAAAGAGUGCGAAGACAGAAGGAAACCGAAAAAUGCAAGCUGUGUCUAAUCAACAACGAUCGAGGGCGAUUUGUGAUUGGCGCGUCGUCGUCGAGAAUGGAGGAUAAAUUUAUCCGCGUCGCGAAGAGGAAUGCGGCAGAAGCGUGGAGGAAAAGUAGCACGAGUACCGCGGAACGCCGCAGUCGCAUUUCCGGUUUAAAUUUAACGUGAUGAUACGCACACUUUCGCAAUUAGCUGAUAUGGAGACCGUUGAAUUUAACUGGAGAGUAUAUGAUGUCGGAAGGUGGACUGGCACCUAGUAUCAGCCUCUCGUUCUACAUACUAUUCAAAAGAUUCACGUAUUAACUGCUAGUCGCACCCGCGUGUAUGUGUUGAGUCUCCACAAAUUACAGGGUGUACUGCACUGUAACCCCAUGACGCAUUUAAUUCAUGGCCCGCCUGGAGAUACCGAGCAUAGUGGUAUAUAAAAGAAGCAGGUCGCAAGAUCGACCUGAAAGUCCUACAGUGGUGGUGCGAGGAGGAAUGCCCUCACUGCCGUCCUCCAAGCAAGGCCUCGCCAUAAGUGGCUGCGGUGGUGCGCCUCAUCAGGACGCCUCGGAGUCAGAUAUGAUAGACGGGAAUGCCAACCCUAACGUAGGCACAUCCCCCAUACCGAACUCGCUCCACCGUCCCGCUUCCUCCUGUUCGCCAUCCGACAAAUCGGACACUGAAAGCAAGAACUUUCGCAAUCGGACGAACACGAAAUUGAAACUGUUAGUCAGAAGCCAUGCCAUGAGAGAGUCGACAUCCCCACCGCGGGAACCGCACGGCAACGGUCCAACGUCGCCGCACAGUCCGCAAUCGGACGGCGAGAAAAAGAUCAUAUGCAACCUCUCGCCCAAUUCCGGCGCCAAGCUCAACAACAACGAAUCCAUAUUCAAUAGCAAUCUUUGUUCCGCUCAAUCUCCCAAACAGAUGCGCAACACGGCGACGUCGCCGACUUGUCGGACACCGUCGCGAAAUGGUCAAUCUAGUCCUUCUCAGGUACAUUCACCAAAGAGCAUCACAUCUCCAACUAAUGGCAAUAAAUUGGAAAAUCACCGCUCCAAAUUCGCUAACGCGAAUAUCACUCAAAAAUGCAAUAACUGUGUGAAAAACAAUCAGAAUGAACGACCAGGUUUAUUGCAGACUCCGAUAUCACCCAUCAGAUACGGUCAAACAUUACAGCAUUCGCCGAAGAGCACCAAUCUUGCUCCGUGCGGCCAGAAUAAUCAGCACAAAUCCGAGCAACGAAGGCCGAACACAUUGAACAUUUGUAGUAAUCAAUGUUCGGCGCAAUGCGGCAACACACUCUCAGUGACCAGGCCUGGAUCUAGGCACAAACUGAGACACCAGAAUUCGUCUCAGGGUAGUUAUGAUAGCGCAUCGCCAUGCCUUUCGCGCGACAGUAGUACAGAGCUAUAUACGGACAGCACCGGGAUAGAUCUCGAACAAUUCAUUGCAGAGACUAUAAAUCGCAAUCAGAAAGAUCGCACAGUAUUGUUAAAGAUUGAGAAAGAUUUAAUUGAGUUCGCGAAGGAUCGACAGAAACCCUCUCACAGAUUUCCGAACAUGUCAUCGUAUAACAGGAUGCUGGUGCAUCGAGUGGCAGCUUAUUUCGGAAUGGAACACAACGUGGAUCAAUCGGGUUUGAGCGUCAUCGUCACGCGGACGAAAAACAUGCGAAUACCAGAUACUCGCUUCAAGGAACACAUCAGAGACGAUCUGAUCCUAUCGGAAGAACCGCGAAGAAGUAUUCUGAAACGAGAUUCGAGCUCGUUCGAGGAUAGCUUCAACUUUAAGUCGCCUGACAGAAUGUCGGGCGAUUGUUGUCGGCGUAGUAAGAGCUUUGAGGAGCGAGAAGAGGAAUACGAGCGCGCCAGACGAAGGAUAUUUAAAGACAGUAGUGGUGAAAGCAGCGAAGUUUCCUGGCCAUGGUCCUCGACGGAGAGUUCGGAUGCUUCUGCGAAAUUUCGCUUGCUACACCCGGAUCAUCUAGUCAGGCAAAAUCGAUUUCUGAAGGGCGAAUCUUUUGAUGGAAGAGAUUCAUUCCACGGCCCAGGAUUGCGUCCAUCAGUUUCUAAGUCAUACAGUUUCGGUGGAUAUACCAAAUGCAUGUUGACGAGAGGGGAUAGUGUUACAUCUACACACAGCGCGGGAGCUCGUCUUAUGAAGCAAGAUUCUGGGGCGAGCAUGUGUUCACGUUUAAGUCCGAGCCGCUCGAGUAGCGGCUAUAAAUCGCAAAGUCAGCGCAGUGAUGCGACGCUAUCGCCAUCUCUGUCACCUUCUCCCGUGCCGGCUACUAUGACGUGUAGCCACACUCAAGUGUCCAGUCAGGACUUAGUCUCACCGGAGUUAAAUGGUAGCCAAACGGUUAUGUGGGCAGUCACCAGUUUAUCCAGUGUACCACCUGGCAGCAUAAUAAUAAACCCGCAAACUAAUCAGCCAUAUACAAAUACGGACGGCUCGAUUUAUCGCUACGAUCCAGACAAUCCGCCAAAGUUCUUUACUAUGGAAAAUGAGAACGACACGCCAUUAUCUACUAAUAAGCAGCAGCAACACACGGAAUUGUCCUCUGAGCCGUCCAGAACGAAUAACAACCUUAAGAAUGACAAUAGGAAACAGAAAUCGCCGCAAUCGAAGAUCAAUGUUACGGGGGUGACUACCGGAGCCCAAGUAACAAAUACAGCGACAUCGCCAAGUCUGCCAUUCACUCCGCCGACGCCACCACCGCCACCACCUCCUCUUCCUCCUACUUCAGCUCCGCAGAAUCCACCCAUUCUGCAACAACAAGCGCAGCAACAACAGCCCCAAUCUCAGCCGCAGCCGCAGCAACAAAGUCUAGUCAAAUCGUCAACGACAUUACCUAUAUUUAAUCAUACUAACCAAACAGCUCAACAACCCUACGCGACCUAUGUACCUACCUCAGAACCGUAUAAUCAAGGCGUUUAUCCACCCCCUAUGGGACAACCGACUGUGAUGAUGACAUCUCAUCCUACUCAGAGUCAAGCAAGUGUGCAAAAUGGCGGUCAGGGCGAUAUCUUCAAUCAGAAUCAGGUCUACACCAAUUAUGCAGUACCUGUGCAUCAAGGACCAAUAUCACAGUCAGGGGACGUGGCCGAGUUAUCCGGAUAUUUCUUAGGUAUGAACAUUUACGAUCAGCGUAGCAAUGGAGACAGCCACUCCACGCCUCCGCAUUCUACGUAUCCACCACCCUCUACAAAUCAGACCAUGCAGAAUAUGCAGUCAAUACAACCAAAUUAUUGGCAACCAUCGCCAAAUCAAAUACCGUCUCAACAAACCAUGUAUUUUGUGCCUCCACCUGGAGCGACAAUUUCUGUCGGUCAGAAUCCGGGGGAUAGGCAACAGCUGCAUCAGCAGCAGAGGUUCCCAACGAAUUAUUCUUUCAACGCGCAAGCAAUGACGUCUCCGAGCCAAGCAAAUUCUAAUUUCGUCGGCAGUUAUCCGGUACCUUACAAUUCAUUACCAGCAGUAACUCCGACUCCUAGCGACUACACGUAUCAACCACCAGUUCAAAUGAUUCCUACGUAUUAUCCGCCAGGGCAGCCGGCGAUGCAACCACCGCCUGUGAUGUACAGAGUACCUACGCCACCGAACACACCAACAUCUAGUCAAAUACCUGGUAUGCCGUUGAUGUACGUUAACUCGAGUAGCUACGCAGCCCCAACAAUGAUGACCAGUGGAACAUUCGGACAUCAGGUCACCCAUAAUGGUACGUCCCCGGCGCCGCCUGGCGCAUAUAUGGCACCCACGCUGGUUCCCAAUUUCGUCUUCAGGCAAAACGUUCCGAUCGUUCCCAGCGUGCGGGCGACAACGCCAGGUAACUCCCAAAGAGCCAGUCGGUCUCCAACUCCGGCGCACGAGCUCUUCGGAGGUGGGGGCGGGGACCGAAACGCACAACCUCAACCACGUUACCCACUGCCAAUAUAUCAGGGUGUCCAUAUCGUGCAAGGAGACAUGAGAUUGAUGCAUUCAGGCGUACCAUCCAAUUCCCGGUUGCAGUAUGCACCAGUAUCAUCACCGCCUGUUGUUCAAGGCUGCCCGCGGCCUUACAGGCCACCUUCGUCUAACACCUCGGGUGCUGGCACGCCGACUUCCUUUGACGGCAGAAAUCAGAAAAUUCGCAAACAUAGGUCCAAAGUAACAUCUUUGCCACCAAGCGGCGCACGACCCAAUUUUUAUCAGACAUCUUCCAUGUCAUCGCUCCCAUCAAACAUACCCAAAGACAUCAGAGAAGAAAUCCAACGAAGAGACGAAAAGAAAGCAAACACUCAACACAAUUAUCUCAACCGAACAUGAGCAAUUCUUAAAGAGAACGGAUUAAUAUAAGUUUGCGAGACCUCACACAUUCGUACUCUACUAUUUUUGUAAUGCGAUGUAAGAUGAUGGACAACAGCGAGCAAUAAAUCGGUGGAAGACAGGACAGAAAGAGAGUAUAGGGAACAUCGCGAUAUCUAAAAUAAGAAAAAGUUUAUAAGCGAGUUGUAAUAUCGACUUCCGCACAAAAGAAUACCAUCUAUGUCACUCUCUCUCUUUCUCUCCCCUGACUAUUUAGUGAAGUCCUUCCGUUGAUUUGUCCUUUUAAUGAUAAUCGAAACGUUGUUCUGCAUAACAAGUCGCAGCAGAAAAUUGUUUGUUUCCUUAUUUGUUGUGUAAUAUAGUAGAGAUGCGACAGAGUAGGUGACUUGCGAGAAAUAGCGAGAACAUCGCAAUCUGUGUUUUCGCUAAUUCCC
This is a messenger RNA of Cyphomyrmex costatus, 4831 nucleotides long. RefSeq names its product R3H domain-containing protein 1. The record is from RefSeq and is a predicted model, not a curated record. Bases 489 to 4397 code for a protein of 1302 amino acids. Gene Ontology annotation, molecular function: nucleic acid binding. The transcript has 16 exons. NCBI's taxonomy places the organism in Eukaryota, Metazoa, Arthropoda, Insecta, Hymenoptera, Formicidae.